Molecule: messenger RNA, 2122 nt
Organism: Daldinia caldariorum
Lineage: Eukaryota; Fungi; Ascomycota; Sordariomycetes; Xylariales; Hypoxylaceae
Exons: 1
Coding region: 577-2049 (490 amino acids)
Source: RefSeq, a predicted model, not a curated record
GUAUAUUUGGUUAUGGUGUAGUCGUUGCUUAACGCGAUUAAGAUAUUAGUGCUAUUCUACGCCAGUUCAGAGAAACUCAAUGCUUCUUGCUAUUACUUUUUUACUAUGUACCUAACCUGCCUACCUACUUAAGGUAGGCACUCCGAGGAAGACAAGGUUCCAACCCGGGGAGUUCAUGCACAAGUUAAUUGGGCGGCGCGUCAUGGCGGUCCGCAUGAACGGCCCCCCUUUCCCCGGGAUCCCACGUCGUAGGUACUAUGUAGUUGCGAUGGACCCUCAGUUGGAGAUACCUUGAUACUCUCGGAGGCACAUCUCCCGGAGGAAAUGCUAUUCUGAACAGAUGUGCAGAUUGUGUCAGGCGUGGUGGUAUCUCAGUGUUUCUUUUGAAUGUGUAUUUACAGCUACCUAGGUAGUUUCUCAAUUGCCAAUCUGACUGCUAGAUAGUUGGGGCUUGAGUGUUAUACGUCUAUACUCGUGGCCUUGCCUUAUGAAAAUUAAGAACAAUUCUAUUGCUCUAUACUACCUAAGGUCCACCAAGAGAGAACCCUGAGAUGGGCCACCCGCCGCAAGGCAGCAAUGGGCGCGAUAACGAUGCGAACAAGCCGGCGAGCUCUCGUCUCCCCUUCUCGCCUGCAACAAAUCGUCCUCCUUUCCGUGCUCUUCCUGGCGCUCUACUGCUUCCUCCUAGUCCCGGACCAUAGCCUCGACUCCUCGCGCCCGGCUAUGGCAGAUACUUAUUAUACCUUUCCUAACCCACACUCGAGCUCGUCGUCGUUGUCUUCCUCCUCGAACUUGAAAGAUGGACUACUACCCCCAUCCCUCCUCAACAACCUCCACCUCACAACCUCCCAAUGCGAAUUUUCUUUCCCCGGGCUUACCCGCGAAAUCGCCGCCGCCGUCUCCAAAGGCCCCUUCACCCUCCGGCGCAACCCGCACGGCCUCGGCCCCACCAUCCUGCGCAUCCGCGACGGGCACUUGUACAUCCUGUCCCGCGCGCGCACGGUCGACCUCUCCGAAGCCAUGCUGCAGCACCGCUCCGCGACCCUGCACCAGAUCGCCAACGCGCUUCUCACCGCCCCCCGCCUCUCCUCUCCCGAGCAAGUCCCGGACACCAUCCUAGCCUUCAACCACGAAGACGACCCGGCCUCCCCUUCCCUCUCGUACUCCCGCCCCGCGGACCCCUCCUUCGACGGCCCGGACAAGCACUUCUUCCCCGUCCCGCACUUCAGCUUCUUCGCGUGGCCGGUGCCGCAGGUGCGCUCGUUCGCGCGCGCCGCGGCCGCCGCGUCGGCCGUGGAAUCGCGGUUCCCCGCGUGGAGCGACAAGGACCCGCGUGCGGUGUGGCGCGGCACGACGUGGUUCAACAGCGCGCGGGGCGGGGGCCGGCUGCGGCACGACCUGGUGCGGGCCGCGCGGGGCCGGCCGUGGGCGGACGUCCAGCCGCUGGCGGCGAACGGGAGCAACGCGCUGAUGAUCGAGGACUUCUGCCGGUACCGGUACGUGAUUCACACCGAGGGCGUCACGUACAGCGGCCGCUUCCAGUUCCACCAGCUGUGCGCGAGCGUCGUCGUGGCCCCGCCCCUCGCUUGGAUCCAGCAUCUCACGCACCUCGUGCGUCCCGUGUUUAGUUACCAACUCGAGGGCGUGGAGCGCGUUGACCCUAAUAACGAUGACCGUGGUGGUGGUGGUGGUGGUGGUGAUAGUGGUAGUGGAAAAUUGCUGCCGUACCCCGCGGCUUGGAUCAAGGCUGCUUGGCCCAAGGAGUACGAUCCGAGCGAGGCUAAUAUCGUAUUUGUGGCGCCGGACUGGAGCGAUCUGGAAUCGACGAUUGCGUGGCUCGAGCGACAUCCUAAGAUUGCCGAGGGCAUUGCGCAGAGACAGCGCGAACUGUUCCAUGGCGGGGGAUACUUCAGCCCCGCGGCGGAGAUGUGUUAUUGGCGUGCUCUGCUUCGGGGCUGGAGUAAGGUAGUCAGAACGGAAGGACAGGGCUUCGAAGAUCUAGAAGAGAUACCGUGGGAGGAGUUUAGCUUAAAGGAAAUUCAUAAGUAACUAUCUUGACGGAUAAUAAAAGAAAGCUCUCGAGAAAAGAAAUAGGGGCACAGUGGUUGGGAUAUAUACUCUC